GCCGCCCCUCCUGGGUCGCGGUGGUACGGCUAGGAAGUUAUCAAGGGGAGGGCGGUUCCCAGAAGCAUCACCCCUAACUGGGCUGAAUUGGUACGGCCUGGAGGAUACCAAGGGGACGACCGUGAGAGGGUGCCGUUAUCCAGAAGCACCUGCCCCGCUGGCCGAGAUGGUACGGCCCGGAAGGUGCCCAGAGAACAACCGCGAGGGGGCUCCAUCGCUCAGCAGCACCACCCCAGCCUGGGCCGAGGUGCUGCAACACGGAGGGGACCAAGGCUGCGGGGGCCGCCAUCGCCCAGCUGCACCACCCUCGCCUGGGCCACGCAUUACGGCCCGGAGGGUACCAAGGCCGCGAGCCGCCAUCGCCCAGCUGCACCACCUCCACCUGGGCUGAUGAGGAUAAGAACUGCCUCUCGUGAAAGUGCCUUGAGUCACAGAGACAGAAAGAAGACGGCGGUCAGAGCCAGGGAGGGCAGCUGGGGUCCCAGUGGGCCUGGCUGAGCUGGACCUGCUGGGUUCUAGGCCGCUGCCCCCGGCCUCCAUGCGCAAUGCCAGCACAGCCGCUGAGGGGCUUCACUGCACCCGGGAACAGGCCUUCUGCACAGGACUGCUGCUCUGGCCAGUGACCAGCGCUCCAGCCCACGCCCCUCUCGGUGUCACCAUGGCUGCCACUUCUGUCCCUGGGUCCCUGACCCGAGCCCUCUGCCACCCCUGAGAUGUCGGCGUCUGCGAAGCCCCCAGCCCUGGUGGAGCUGGACCCGGGCCCUGGCGAGAAGCCUGGGGGACGGCCGCUCCUGGCCUGGGCCCCCGUGUUCAGCCACCGGAGUGAGAAGAUCGCAUUGGGCCAGAGCGAUGGCAGCCCGGAGGAGCAGGUGCUCACGGUCACCGUCACGGAGACUACCGUCAUCGAGGCAGACCUGGGCGUUUGGGGCGCCCGUGCCCUGACCUACCUCACGCUCUGGUUCUUCUUUAGCUUCUGCACCCUGUUUCUCAACAAGUACAUCCUGUCCCUGCUGGAAGGGGAACCCAGCAUGCUAGGGGCUGUACAGAUGCUCUCAACCACGCUUAUCGGCUGUGUUAAAAUAUUCGUUCCCUGCUGUUUGUAUCAGCACAAAACUCGGCUUUCUUACCCACCCAAUUUCAUCAUGACCAUGCUGUUCGUGGGCCUGAUGAGGUUUGCAACAGUGGUGUUGGGUCUAGUCAGCCUGAAAAAUGUGGCGGUGUCCUUUGCUGAGACCGUGAAGAGCUCGGCUCCCAUCUUCACUGUGAUCCUGUCACGGACGGUCCUGGGGGAACACACUGGGCUACUGGUCAACCUUUCCCUCAUCCCGGUCAUGGGUGGCCUGGCACUGUGCACUGCCACCGAGAUGAGCUUCAACUUCCUGGGGUUCUCAGCCGCCUUGUCCACCAACAUCAUGGACUGUUUGCAGAACGUUUUCUCCAAAAAACUCCUGAGUGGGGACAAAUACAGAUUCUCGGCUGCGGAGCUGCAGUUCUACACUAGCACAGCGGCCGUGGCUAUGCUCAUCCCAGCCUGGAUCUUCUUCAUGGACCUGCCGGUGAUCGGGAGGAGCGGGAGGAGCUUCCGCUACAGCCAGGACGUGGUGCUGCUGCUGCUGGCUGACGGCGUGCUGUUCCACCUGCAGAGCGUCACGGCCUACGCCCUCAUGGGAAGGAUCUCCCCUGUGACCUUCAGCGUUGCCAGCACUGUAAAGCAUGCCCUGUCCAUCUGGCUCAGCGUCAUCGUUUUCGGUAACAAAGUCACCAGCCUGUCGGCUGUGGGCACCGUGCUGGUCACAGCUGGCGUCCUACUCUACAAUAAGGCCAAGCAACAACAGCGCGAGGCCAUGCAGAGCCUGGCCUCGGCCACCACCCAGCCCCCGGAUGGCAGCUCCGAGCUGCUGCUCCCCCAGGACCCCCGGCCACACCACUGAGUCCCAAAGCCAUGGGGGCACCACACCACACCCUCUUCGCUGACAGGGGAACCCCUUUGCCUCUCCCUCCCCGUGGACAAUGGGUGUGGGACCACCUGGCUCUAUGGGUCACAGUCAUUGUGGGAGGCAAGGUGGGCAGCCUUUCCAGCUUUUUUCUGGGGCUGUCAGAACUGGCAGGAACUUGAAUUUGGUUGGAGAACACAGCUGCCACUGAGCCACGGCUGAGCCCCCUGACAACCUCUGGCAGCCUCUGCGCACCCCAGCAGCCGGGCCAGGCCCCAACUCCUCUGUGAAUGAUGACCACUUGGGACAGCUAUGAAGCUGGAGCUGUGUCCAGGUGCCAGUGGGCACCCCCUCACUUGGAGCCAGUGUGGGGAACCGGCUCCAGCAUGUCAGCCAUCAGCAGCUGCUGGAGUCCACCCUGCUCCUUGGCCACUGGGGGCUCUGCUGGGCUUGGCAGAGUGGCACGGGACAGAGGGGUAAGAACCUGGGGUUCCCUGCUCCUGAGGACAGGGCGUCUAUCUCCUCUACCCAAGGCGGAGCUGUUGCAUCACUACUACUUAGGGAAGGUGGGCUGCCCCUCCCCGCAUCUGCUAUGCUGAGCCUCCCACCUCCAGAGUGUCCUGUCCCUUGUGGGCAGCCAGGUUGCCCCCCCUGACACACCGAGACCCAGAUGUGGUUUCUGGCCUGAAAGCUGCAGGUAGAUGACCACAAGGCAGGGAGGGCGUGUGUCCCUUCUGUUCCCGUACUCGUAGGUUAGAGGCAGGCUCUUCUAAAGGGGCUCCGGGAGCCCUGUUUCCGCCCAGCCAGUCUGGAGCCUCCUGGUCUCAUUGACAAGGGUGUUAGGAUUUCCCCCUCGUGAAUGAUGAGCAGGACAAAUGUGGAGUGUUUACACUUUUGUUAUGCUGCAUGUUAAAUGACAGUGUAAGUUUUAAAAGGAAACACAGGUACAGAUGGCUUCUGAAAUGCAUGGAGUGUGCUGGGUAAACCAGUCAGACCCAUGGCCCAGCCUGGCCCUCCUCCCACAGGGCAGCCAGCCAGCCAGCCAGGUGUUUGAGGCUCCACCUCUCUCUUUACUCCUCGCUCCACAUCCUGUUGGAACUUCUGGUCAGGGUGGAGCCCCUCUCCCACAUACCAGACCUGAGCUCUGGGACUUGUCAGGCAUAGCCCAACUCAGGGGCCGCGGGCUGGCCACCUGCCCGUCUCUAGCCGGCCUGUGGGAUGGAGCGAUCCGAGGGCACAAGUGGCCCACGAGUCUUGGGAACAAUCCCUGCUGUCCAGGCCCUGGCGCCUUAAUUGCUUCUCUGGUUUUCUGGUUGGCUUCUCAACUGGAAAAUAUAAACCAGCCCUUCCUGGAGAGCAAGUCUCUUGGAAACAAAGAGCAAUAAGUGCGUCUCAUUAAGUUCUGCCAACUUUGAAAGUCUGUCCUAAUGAGGGGUUAAAAAUGGGGCCUUUUAACUACAAACAACCUUUUAUGAAGCUGACCUUGUUGCUCAGAGAUCGGCAGGUCAUGCGCAGCUUCCCCCACAGGGUAGCAGGCUUCUUUCCCAGGUUUCCCCUCUUUCCUCUGCUUACCCCUAAACAAAGCUAAAGAGGAUGCCAGGGCAGUGGUUGGGGCAGCACAUUGCUCUGUGAGGACCAGAGGGAAAGCACCACUUCUGGGGGGCUCUUGCCUCUGCCUUCAGACUGGGGCCACAACACCUGCAGCUGCUGGCGAGACAUGAAGAAGGGGAGCAUGUGUGUCGCCAGCUGGAGACUGUCAUCUGAGAGUGAUCAGGUGCCAGCUGCUUGUGUCUGAGUGUUGUUAGGGGGCUGUUGAUUUUCCAGAUUUGGGGACCAGAAAGAUUUUCCUCAAUUAUUAGUAAAUGAGGCAGUUUCUAGCAAAGCUGCUUUAGGGGCAUCUCCUCAUCCCCAGCAGGGAGUCCGGGGCCUGGCACCCACAGGACACAUGCUGUGGCUGCAUUCCGUCCAUUGACUCUGCCCCAAGUCGUCCACAUGGUGGGCGUUUCUGGGAGGAGACUCAAACCCCACAGCCUGCGUGGGCGUUUGCUUAAUAACUGUACAGACAUGUUUUUAAAUUAACUUUGUCGAGUAGUUUUCUAAUAUGUUCCUUUCACUGAACCGUCACAGGCCAGCUUGUACCAACGCCAACACUAGGUCCAUUUCCUCUGGGUCCGUGGUCGUUGUCCAUGUCUUUGUAAACAAACUCGUGAACCAGGCUUCCAACUCUGGUCAUCUGCUUGCUUAUGUCAAUACUUAAAGAUCUCUGGCUUUCAAGGAAAUUUCCACUGUUGAGUGGCAUGAAAGGCUUUUAAAAAAAAAAAAAAAAUUCUGAUAGUCAUAACUUCCUGCAUAUUAGCAUUAAAAUCAUCUGCCUUGGAAAGCUGAGAGUACACUUGCAUAAUCCAAAAUGUGUCUUUAAUUUGUAAAUCACACAAUAAAAAAGUGCCGCACAAAGAGUAAGCCACGUGGAACCGCACUACCCGCAGGCCCUUGAUAUACUUGCCCCAAACCGAGGGACUUUGCCUCCCGUGUGGCACUGACUGUCCUGUGGAUGGUCAUUUAUAGACAGGUCAGCAGAGACCACAAAAACGCAACAUGACUUUUUACAUCUGUCCAGGGGAUGUGCUUCCUGAGGCCUGGAAGUAUUUUCACUAUUUACCUAGGUUGGAAAAAUUAAACAAGGAUGCUAUUACAGGUAGAAACCCUCUUCUGUUUGCCUGUGACCAAUGUUGUAGUAAGGGCUCUGUUCUUUUCCAGAAUACGUUCAUGCCCUGGUUGGGACCUUUUCAUUUUCCUAGCUUAUAAUAAGAACGCUCCUGCUUCCCUGAUGAGUUGGCCUGUUUCUCCUGAAGAGCAAAGAGCAGCCAGGUGGUUGUGCCGACCAUCACUUGGCUUGCUCACCCUGAUGCUCUGGAUAUAAAACCUUCCAGUUUUCUCUCUCUGUAGUAUUUCCUCCUCUUCUCCGGAGAGCUUGGAUGCUGCCAUUGCAUACUUGUCUAGAUGUCCAGACUGACUUGGGAAUUGUUCUAAUUGGCAUAGUCUUUUUUUUCCUCACUUUUAACUUGAGGGAAACUGGCAUUCAGUUGAUGUGCUGUUUCUAGACUGUAGAUGUGUGAGUUGAGUCUGAACCCACCCAGGGGGUAUUGUGGACCCACCAUUGCAGAGGGUCACAGUGAGGGUGACUGUCCCAUACUGAAAAACUUGAAAAUUAUAUGAAUAAACUGCCUAUAUCAGAACCAAAUUAUACUUGCUUUACACCCCCCCCCCCAAAAAAAAACCUGUGGAGAACUAAAAGUACAUUACUCAAAAUUUUAGUGUUUUUAUUUCACCUAUUCCAGUAUUUAUGCAAUUAGAUAAAUUUUUCCUAGAAAAAUGGUGGUUACAUAAUUUAGUGAGUCACUGUGUAUUCUGCUAUGGUAAUACAUCAAUGCUGUAUAACUAAUCCUGUGGAUGCCUACUGGUUGCUUUGUCCAAAUUAAGCUACCAUGGUAGCAACUGUCUAGGACUCUUGUUCUGGAAAAGUAAAAUAAAUGUUCAGUGUGUA
Molecule: messenger RNA, 5478 nt
Organism: Capra hircus (goat)
Lineage: Eukaryota; Metazoa; Chordata; Mammalia; Artiodactyla; Bovidae
Product: cyclin-dependent kinase 11B
Exons: 10
Coding region: 714-1931 (405 amino acids)
Biological process (GO): protein phosphorylation; regulation of mitotic cell cycle
Cellular component (GO): nucleus; Golgi apparatus
Molecular function (GO): ATP binding; antiporter activity; cyclin-dependent protein serine/threonine kinase activity
Source: RefSeq, a predicted model, not a curated record